CUCGCAAGAGGAGCAAUGUUGUCAAGGAGGUGGAAAAGCUUCAGAAGAAGCGGGAGGAGCGGCGACAGAAUCAGAACAAGAAACGAGAGGAACGAGAGGGUCUGAUGGGCGUAGAUCCAGGAAAUCCCAACUGGGAGUUUAUGUCAAUGAUUAGGGAGUACAAGAGCGGCCUGGAGUUCCGGCCAUUGAAGGACGGCGACCCGCUGGAGGACCACCAGAUCACCGUGUGCGUCCGCAAGAGGCCACUCAGCAGGAAGGAGACAGGCCGCAAGGAGAUCGACGUGGUGACCAUGCCGAAUCGGGACCAGACGAUCGUGCACGAGCCGCGCACCAAGGUCGACCUCACCAAGUACCUGGAGAACCAGCACUUCCGCUUCGACUACGCCUUCGACGAGACGUGCGACAACAUGCUGGUGUACAAGUACUCGGCCCGUCCCCUGGUGGACACCAUCUUCGACCGCGGCAUGGCCACCUGCUUCGCGUACGGCCAGACCGGCUCCGGCAAGACACACACCAUGGGCGGCACAUUCAACGGCAAACAGCAGGACGCUAACCAGGGCAUCUACGCCAUGGCGGCUUGCGAUGUGUUCCGGCUGCUGAAGUCGCCGGCGCACAGAAACAAGGGCCUGGCCGCGUCCGCCAGCUACUUCGAGAUCUACAGCGGCAAGGUGUUCGACCUGCUGAACGCCAAGGCCAAGCUGCGCGUGCUGGAGGACGGCAAGCAGCAGGUGCAGGUGGUGGGCCUGACGGAGCGGCCGGUGGAGAGUAUGGAGGACGUGCUGAAGCUGAUCCAGCAUGGCAACAACAUCCGCACCAGCGGCACCACCUCGGCCAACAACCACUCGUCGCGUUCGCACGCCGUCUUCCAGAUCAUCCUGCGCACGGCGGCGGCCGGCGCGCCGCCCGAGCGCUGGCGACUCUACGGCAAGUUCUCGCUGAUCGACCUGGCCGGCAACGAGCGCGGCGCCGACACGUCCUCCUCGGACCGCAUGACGCGCAUGGAGGGCGCCGAGAUUAACAAGUCGCUGCUGGCGCUCAAGGAGUGCAUCCGCGCGCUGGGCCGCAAGGGCGCCCACCUGCCGUUCCGCGCCUCCAAGCUGACCCAGGUGCUGCGCGAUUCGUUCAUCGGCGAGAAGUCCAAGACGUGCAUGAUCGCCAUGAUCAGCCCCGGCCUAAGUUCGUGCGAGCACAGCCUCAACACGUUGCGAUACGCCGACCGCGUCAAGGAGCUGGGCGCCCAGGACCCAAUGGACCUGAAGGCCGACGGUGGCGCCCCGCCGGAGCGGCGACCGAAGACCGAACCAAUGGGCGGCGUUGAGCCGCCCGAAGACGACCUGGCCCAGCUGCGCUCCCUCAAUGAGGGCGAGCUGUCGGCCGACCUUUACAACUUCCAUGAGGCGGUGUCGCACCUGCAGGAGAUGGAGGAGGAGGUGCUGGAUAUGCAUAAGGCCACCAUCGAGGUGUCGCCCCGUUGGCAGCAGAUGGAUAUCUCACUGCUCAACAUGACAAACGAGGUCGACUACGAUGUGGACGCAUACGUCCAGCAGCUGGAGGACCUGCUUGACGAAAAGAUGGACGCGUUGACGCGGUUCAAGGAGCGCGUCAACGUGUACCGCUCGCAGCUGGCCGAGGAGGAGCUCAUUUCGCGCAACAUCAAGCCGGCGCUGCGCCGACCCUAGCCGGCUCGCCAGUGAUACAGCGCCGUCGGUCUUCUGACAUUCCGCCGAGCGCCGUCGGUCCCAGACCACCGGCGGCGGCGCGCGCGCGCGGCACCGGCCGCUGGGAGGCGUGUGCGGCACGCGCCGGCCGCUCCCGGCGCCAGCCGCCCGACCGAGGCUCGGCCGCCGACGCAAGUGACGCAGCCGCGGCAGGCGUCACCGCCGGCGAACCUAUUUAAUGUCUUCUUCUUCAAUGUGGUCCUGCUUUAAGCGUGGGUCCCGCUAGGAAAAUUCUAACGACGCCUUAGUGAUAAGCUACGUAAGUAAAUAAAAUCGGCUAUAUGACUGUCUCCGUCGCUUGCUGUCUUGGCUGGCAUGGCACAGCACCUGUGAUCGACACUCGUAACAAGAUCGGACAAUAUGCAUUCUUUCAUGGACGGAUCGAACGUUGAUAAUACACCUUGGGUGCCGCGGGCUACGAACGCCACGGACGUUAGAA
Messenger RNA from Pollicipes pollicipes, 2157 nucleotides. RefSeq names its product kinesin-like protein KIF2A. NCBI's taxonomy places the organism in Eukaryota, Metazoa, Arthropoda, Thecostraca, Pollicipedomorpha, Pollicipedidae. Gene Ontology annotation, biological process: microtubule depolymerization; microtubule-based movement. Gene Ontology annotation, molecular function: microtubule binding; microtubule motor activity; ATP binding. The record is from RefSeq and is a predicted model, not a curated record. Gene Ontology annotation, cellular component: microtubule.